Aspergillus japonicus CBS 114.51 is the source of this 945-nucleotide messenger RNA. RefSeq names its product class II fructose-bisphosphate aldolase. Gene Ontology annotation, molecular function: zinc ion binding; aldehyde-lyase activity. The record is from RefSeq and is a predicted model, not a curated record. The transcript is spliced from 3 exons. The coding region runs from base 1 to 945 and encodes 314 amino acids. Lineage: Eukaryota; Fungi; Ascomycota; Eurotiomycetes; Eurotiales; Aspergillaceae. Gene Ontology annotation, biological process: carbohydrate metabolic process.
AUGUCCGCUCCGGCGCAUAACUUCUAUCUCUUUGCGCACGCACAAAACAUCAUUCUCAGCUUCUGGCUUUCCUCCAUUCCUCUUGCUCCUCUUGCUAUCACCAACACGCAUUACCGGAUCCUUCGCAACGCCGAGGCUGGCAGCUAUGGGGUAAUUGCCGCGAUCGCGUACAACAUGGAGCAGAUCCUGGGCCUUGUGCGGGCCGCGAAGACCGCCCGGUCGCUUUUAAUCAUCCAGUUCUUUCCCUGGGCAAUUGAAGCCUCGGACGGGUUGCUGAUACGUACCGCAGCGGAUGCGGCCAAACGCGCGGGGGUGCCGAUCAGCAUCCAUCUCGACCACGCGCAAUCCGCGGCGAUCAUCCGACGGGCGGCACGCACUCUGCCGUUCGACAGCAUCAUGGUGGAUAUGUCCCAUCACGAGUCCUACAUUAACCUGCAGCGCACGCAGGAGCUGGUCGCAUACUGUCACGAGCGCCACAUCCUCACCGAGGCGGAACCCGGCCGCAUCGAUGGCGGAGAAGACGGCGUCAUGGACCUGGCCGGACUGGAAGCCUGUAUGACCACCCCGGACGAGGUCGAGGAUUUCAUUGCCACGGGGGUCGACGCCCUGGCGCCGGCCUUCGGCAAUGUGCACGGGGAAUAUGGUCCCUUAGGUCCGCAGUUGGAUUUCGACCGGCUUGGAAAGGUCCGAGAAAAAGUGAAUGGACGGCUGGCGCUCGCGCUGCACGGCACCAACGGAUUCGCGCCCGAGUUGAUGCAGCGCUGCGUGGCGGCCGGCGUGGUCAAAAUCAAUGUCAACCGUCUGGUCCUGGAGGAUUACUAUACCCACCUCCACGCCAGCGUGGGUAAGAUGCCCCAUACUCAGCUGUUUGAGGAGGGGGUGCAGAAGGUUGCGGAUCUGACGAUGAAGUGGAUGAAGAUCUGCGGUUCGGCGGGGAGGGCUUAG